AUGGCAAAAGACAGUCCUAACCUGAAAGUUGACCCAGCUUUUGAAGCUUGGGCUGAAGCGCGCACCACCAACAUUACACCAAACUUUCGUUGGACGCGUCGUACUAUGAGACAAGCAUUUGUCUUUGUUGUCGCGUUUCCUCUCGCAGUUUAUUACGUCUCUUCGAAAUACGAUAAAUCAGUUGAUUGGAGCAAACAAAUGAGAAAUAGCCAACCUGAGAUAAAGAAAUGA
Molecule: messenger RNA, 231 nt
Organism: Ambispora gerdemannii
Lineage: Eukaryota; Fungi; Glomeromycota; Glomeromycetes; Archaeosporales; Ambisporaceae
Source: the annotation of a GenBank genome assembly